AUGAGUCUAACACAGGAACAAUUGGUUCAGUUAAAAAGCUCUGUUAUAGAACGGGACAGUCAAUUCGAUGCUUUGAACGCUUAUAUUAACAAAGAUGCCGCUUUGUCAUCAUCAUGCAUUCUUGUCAAUAGUUUUAAGCCAGUUGGCAAAACGCUAGUUGUUAAGGCAUUUCUCAAGAUGAUGGGACUCCGACAUUCGAUAAUACAAUGUGAUGAAUGUGUUUCCAAGCAGAUGCUACUACAAAGGUGCUACAAUAGUUUAUUACACGAUAGUGGUAUUCCAACUACAAACAAGAAUCAUUAUGUACCUUCGACAUCAGAGAACUUUGCUUCGCUUUUAUCGGCAUUAGAAGACUUUAUAGUCAAGAAUGAUUAUCGAGAGCAUCAUGUUCUAGUAUUGGACCGAUUUGACCAAGUUUUUGAGAAUUGCGAGUCGAUGAUUAGUGCUUUGAGUAGAUUUAAAGAGUGUUCCAAAGUACAGAAUUUGACUGUGGUUGUUAUAUUCAACGGCGCUGUUCCUCGAGAUGUUGUUACUUACACUAAUCCAAAUGUCUAUUUUCCCGUUUAUAACGAAACCCAGCUUGUUCGAAUAUUGCAGCAGGAAAAAUUGUGCAAGUUUACUUUCCACGUGGACGAAAGCGAGGCUAGGAAAGAAGAGUUUUACAAGCAGUAUGCUAAAGUUGUUGUUGACUCGUUUUUUGACUAUACUGGAUCUGAUGUGACUUUAUUGAAGUCAUUGGUGGUUAAAUUGUGGGACGGUUUUGUUGACCCUAUACGACUAGGAAAUUACAAAAUGACAGAUUUCGUUAAGCUUUAUAAGGAAAAUAUUGAAAUGUUUUCUGCUCGUGAUGACCUAGUUUGUAGUUCGAACGUUAUCGAGUACAGAACACUACAAAAUGAAGACAAUGUAGGAUUUGCCAAUGUGCAAGAUUUACCACUUCAUUCGAAAUUUAUUUUGCUCGCAUCAUACUUGGCAUCUCAUGGAAACCAAAGGAAUGACUUGCACAAAUAUGCAAAAGUGAAAGUAUUCAAGUAUAAGAAACGAGCGUCAAACAAGGCCGGGAAACAGGGACAUUUAAGCAAGAGUGAUAUAGAUAAUCGGCUAUUAACUGCAAAUUAUGUUGAUUUGGAACGGAUCUUGGCUAUAUUAUCAGUCAUAUAUCAGCACCUGGCCCCACUGUUGAAUCAGUCAGAUAAAAAUGAUUUGCUUUAUUUGGAUGACAAGGUUGUUGAAAAUGAAUUGAAAAAGGACCAGGAGAAACUGAAGUUUACGUUAACGAGAAACAUUGACUUGAACAAUCAGAUAGCCACUUUGUUUUCAUUGGGGUUUUUAGGCAAGACUGCUACAUCAGAUAUAUUAGCUGCUAGAAUACGAUGGAAGUGUAAUCUUGAUUGGCCUACUGUUGAAGCAAUUGCGAAAUCUGUCAAUUUCCCAAUUACCGACUUUCUAGCGGAUGCCUAA
Molecule: messenger RNA, 1461 nt
Organism: Lodderomyces oxycetoniae
Lineage: Eukaryota; Fungi; Ascomycota; Pichiomycetes; Serinales; Debaryomycetaceae
Product: origin recognition complex subunit 5
Exons: 1
Coding region: 1-1461 (486 amino acids)
Biological process (GO): DNA replication; DNA replication initiation
Cellular component (GO): nucleus; nuclear origin of replication recognition complex
Molecular function (GO): DNA replication origin binding
Source: RefSeq, a predicted model, not a curated record